Molecule: messenger RNA, 514 nt
Organism: Telopea speciosissima
Lineage: Eukaryota; Viridiplantae; Streptophyta; Magnoliopsida; Proteales; Proteaceae
Product: ultraviolet-B receptor UVR8-like
Exons: 4
Coding region: 96-485 (129 amino acids)
Source: RefSeq, a predicted model, not a curated record
GAAGAGGGGCACAUGCGGUCAACUUGGUCAUGGGGAGCUGGCAAAUGGCUUACUACCAAAGCCUGUAAAUUUCUUCGAAAGCUUUGUUAUAUCUUAUGUUUCUGCUGGCUGGAAUUAUUCGGGGUUUGUUUCAGAUUCAGGAGAACUUUUUACUUGUGGAGAUGGUUCAUUUGGGCAGCUGGGGCAUGGAGAUUAUCAGUCACAUUGCUCUCCUGUUAAAGUCCUAUUUUUUUUGUUCUAAGCAUGUUGAACAGGUCACCUGUGGGAUGCGUCAUUCGCUUUUAUUUUUGAAAGGGGAUUCAGAACAUCCAGUCUAUGGAUUUGGUUCAGGGAAACGUGGCCAACUUGGUUUCUCCAAGGACCGGAUCAGAACAUGCAGUCUUCCCCAAGCAAUUUUUGGAUUUGAAGAUGUCAAGAUUGUUAACAUUAGUGCAAAUGGAGAUCAUAGUGCAGCAUUAUCCGUUGAUGGGCAGCUCUAUACUUAGGGCAAAGGAUUCAGAGGCACCUUAGGUGC